Messenger RNA from Trichomycterus rosablanca, 7950 nucleotides. It is a transcript of the gene shank1, whose product is annotated as SH3 and multiple ankyrin repeat domains 1. NCBI's taxonomy places the organism in Eukaryota, Metazoa, Chordata, Actinopteri, Siluriformes, Trichomycteridae. Gene Ontology annotation, cellular component: postsynaptic membrane; postsynaptic density; dendritic spine. The transcript has 26 exons. The record is from RefSeq and is a predicted model, not a curated record. Bases 262 to 7554 code for a protein of 2430 amino acids. Gene Ontology annotation, molecular function: synaptic receptor adaptor activity; ionotropic glutamate receptor binding.
GGAUACCCGGAUCCAUGCAUUGCUCUCGCUCUGUGGGGUAUCUCUGCUCUACGAUGUGAUAUCCAGAGCUCUGCCACUGCCCCCAUUUCUUUUCAUCGAUUUUUAUUUGGUCUGUUUUUAUUUCCCCGCCUCCUCCCUCGCUUUAACGUCGGCUGGAUUUUUUUGCAUCGAUCGGACGGUCCUGCACACGGAGACGAGCUCGGGAAGACAUGCGUCUCUGGGGAUGAUGCCAUUGCCGUGGGUGCCACCCUCCCUGUCGCCAUGACGAUGCCACUCAGCCCCCUCUCCAGUGACGAGGAGCAGCAGAAGAUGCUGGGGAACAGUCAGCACCUGUAUCCAGGGGCGGAGGACGAGGAGGAGGAGGGGGGCGAGGAGGAGGAGGAGCUGGACGAGGAGUACGGGGACGAGGACGGAGAGGAGGAGGAGAACGGAGAGCUGAAUGGUGAGGAGGUGGAGGAGGGUGAAGAGGAGGUGCUCAGGAGAGGAGGAGGAGGAGGAGCGGGGAGGGCAGACGGGCACAGGGGAAAAGGCACAACGGCUGCACGUACCAUGAGAGGUUCCAACCCGGGACACAGCACUAAUCCCUAUUCAUCAAACCCUGGCCCCGCCCACCAACCGGCAGCCAAUCAGCAGCAGCAGAAGAAGCUGAGAAGGGGCUCGAGCUCCGCCCUCGACGACACACACAUCUCGCUGAUGGUGUUUCGCAUCGGCAUCCCCGACAUCAAACAGACGAAAUGUUUGCGGUUUAACCCGGAGGCGACGGUGUGGCGGGCGAAGCAGCAGGUCUUGUGCAGCCUGACCGAGUCGCUGAGAGACGUCCUGAACUACGGCCUCUUCCAGCCGGCCACGGACGGACACGACGCCAAGUUCCUGGAGGAGGAGAGGCCGCUCCGAGAUUACCCACAGUCCUUCGAGAAAGGAGUGCCUUACCUGGAGUUUCGCUACAAAACUCGAGUGUACAAGCAGACCAACCUGGAUGAGAAGCAACUUGCCAAGCUGCACACUAAGGCCAGCCUGAAGAAGUUCAUGGACUAUAUACAAUCAGGAGCAGUGGAGAAGGUGGCCAAGCUGCUGGACAAAGGACUCGAUCCUAAUUAUCACGACCCUGAAAAUGGAGAGACCCCCCUGACGCUGGCAGUGCAGUGUGAGCCGGGAGCAGGAGAGAUGAUCAGGGUUCUGGUGAUGGCUGGAGCACACAUCGACUUCAGGGCCAGAGACGGACUCACACCUCUGCACAAGGCCGUCCGAGCUCAUGCACACACCGCUCUGCUGACUCUGCUGUCUCUGGGAUCGUCUCUGGACUAUAAGGACCGGCGCGGCCUGACCCCGCUCUACCACACUGUGCUGACAGGGGGCGACACGUCCUGCUGCGAAACGCUGCUCUAUCACAGAGCCAAGAUCGGCGUGAGGGACGAGAACGGCUGGGACGAGACGCACCAGGCCUGUCAGAACGGCAACUCGCAACAUCUGGAGCAUCUUCUGUUCUACGGCGCCGACUCGUCCUCCCAGAAUGCCUCAGGAAACACUGCCUUGCACAUCUGUGCUUUGUACAAUAAGGAGAGCUGCGCCCGGAUCCUGCUGUAUCGGGGAGCAAACAAGGACAUCAAGAACAACAGCGGACAGACGCCGUUUCAGGUGGCAGUGAUGUCAGGUCACUUCGAGCUAGGCGAGAUCAUCAAAAACCAUCGAGAUUCAGACGUAGUGCCGUUUUUGGAGUCACCAAAGUUCGCACCCCAGCGGCGGGAGAGUGGGCGCACGCUGGCACCGCCCCAUCCACACCCGUUCCUACGCGCCAACAGUGACAACAGUAUGAAUGUUCCUGAGUGGCUGGCGUUUCCCAAUACAGCCACGCAGAACAUUGUCUCCGUGCAGGGUCUAAAACACGGCGGUACACUGCGCAGCUCCAGCAGUCCACGUGGAGCCCGGACCCGCUCGCCGUCCCGUGGCCGAAGCGGAGAGCGAGACGAUCGCAGCAGACAGAGCCGGAGACAGGGGCCGGGCUCCAUCAGUUCACAGGGAGCAGCCACGGGUCAGCGGAGGCGUUUGUACAGCGCCGUGCCGGGCCGAGUGUUUGUGGCCACGCACUCACACACGGCGCAGGGCGAGCGCGAGAUUAGCCUCAACAAGGGAGACAAAGUCAAAGUACUGAGCAUCGGCGAGGGAGGAUACUGGGAGGGGACGGUCAGAGGACGGACCGGUUGGUUCCCCUCGGAAUGCGUGGAGGAGGUCGCCCCUCGUAGCCUGGACCACCGCUCAGACAGCCGGAGUGAGAAAGCCAAGAGACUCUUCCGUCAUUACACGGUGGGAUCGUACGACAGCUUUGAUGCACCCAGUGACUACAUAAUCAAGGAGAAAACGGUGCUCCUCCAGAAAAAAGACAGCGAGGGUUUCGGCUUUGUGCUGAGAGGCGCCAAGGCUCAGACCCCUAUAGAAGAGUUCACACCCACCCCGGCCUUCCCAGCUCUGCAGUACCUAGAGUCAGUCGACGAGGGAGGCGUGGCGUGGAGGGCUGGUCUACGAAUGGGCGACUUCCUGAUUGAGGUGAACGGUCAGAACGUGGUGAAGGUCGGGCACAGGCAGGUGGUCAACAUGAUCCGACAGGGUGGCAACAGCCUCAUGGUGAAGGUGGUGAUGGUGACGCGCAACCCCGACAUGGAGGAGGGAUCCCGAAAGAAAAUUCCACAGCAGAGUAAGAGGCUGAGCACACCGGCCAUCGCGCUGCGCUCCAAAUCCAUGACCUCAGAGCUGGAGGAGAUGGUCGACAGAGCGUCGGCACCUUGGAAAAAGAAACCAGAGUUGGAAUCCUCACAAGCUACAGAGAAGAAGAGGACGGUCUAUCAGAUGGCUCUGAAUAAGCUGGAUGAGAUUUUAGCAGCAGCUCAGCAGACCAUCAGCACCGGUGAGACGCCGGUGCCACGGACUCAGGGGAUGAAGCGGGAGAGAGGACGAGGCUUUUACAACGAGUCAAACUAUGACCAGUUAGGAAUGGUGCUGCCAUCGUCCGGGGCGGGGCUGGGAUACGGCCGUGUCCCCUUCGCGUCUGGCCACGCCCCCCAGCACGGUAUGCUGCGACAGAAGUCCAUCGGGGUUCCAGAAGAGGAGAAGCAGUUUCUCCAUCCUCCCGCUAUGAAGUUUACACGAAGCCUUUCGGUCCCCGGGCCAGAGGAAAUCCCCCCACCGCCCACCACAGCUCCCCCUGAGCCCCCCUUCUCCUCGGCACCCCCUCUGGGCUGGAGAGGGAAGACGUCUCAACAGCCGGCGGUCUCUCAGUCUACCGCCACUUCAGCUCACUAUCAGCUUUACUCUCAAUCCUCUCACUACGCUCACGGACCCAGGGACAGGUCCCCCGGACCCCCGACGAGUUCUGCAGUCACUGACAGUGCAACCUCUUAUUCCCAUGCCCAAGCGCACCCAUCUGUGCCCACCAGGACUGCCUCCAGGAAGGUGAUGGGCUACACGGGAGAGACUUCAGGGGCUGGAGGAGCAGCAAGUGUAAGGUCGGCCGGUUUGAGAAGAGGCUACAGCAAUGCGGUCCCACCUACCAGCGUGGCCACGGUGAUCCCGCAGCAGCAACAGACCGCACAGAGCCAAGUGGCAAGGACAGAACGCACAGUGGCAGCAACGGCAGCUGCCGGUGUUGCGAAAGCGGUUCCACGGAGAGGCAAGGGGCCCUUGGUGAAACAAUCAAAGGUGGAAGACCUGCGUUCUGGUCAGAGUACCCUAGUAGGAAAAGGCUCCGUGGAGAAGAGCUCCAUCCCCAUCCCUACCAUCAUCGUCAAAGCCCCGUCCACCAGCAGUAGUGGGCGCAGUAGUCAGGGAAGCAGUGUUGAGGCUGAGCCACCCCUUCCUGGAGAGAGCGACAGCUCCAAACCCGCACCCGUGGUGCCCCCUCCUGCCCCCAACAUACCCCCUCCUGAGCCACCCUCGGUACCCCCGCCUCCACCCCCUUCAUUGCCGCUGCUCAGAGCUCAGGAGAACCUUGACUACACCAGCCAGUUUGGCGCCGCCAUCGUAGGAGCAGCCCGCAGAGAUCGUGAGCGCUUUCACGAAGCCCGAAGGAAAAGCGCAUCAUUUUUUCUUUCUGCUGAGGAAGAACUCGGAGGGAGUGCUGGUCUUGGUGGAAUGGGAAGGAGUCCAGGCUCCCAGCAGCAGCUUCAGCAGCAGCAACUAAGCUCUCAACCCUCACCCCGCCUGAGACCCUCAAAGUCUAUAGAUGAAGGCAUGUUCUCAGGAGACACGUUUAUCCAACACACCCGCAGCAUGCCACCUGCAUUUGGCCUGCCAGAGUACUCCACACAGGUACCACCGGGGGACUAUCAGCCCAAAUCUGUACCUGCUGACUUUUACCUGGGAGCAAGCCGUCAACAGCCACAGCAGCAACAGCCUCCCACCACCACCUUCAUCCACCCACUGACGGGGAAGGUCCUGGAUCCGUCGUCUCCUCUAGGACUGGCUCUGGCUGCAAGGGAGCGCGCUCUCAAAGAUGAUGGGCGUAUGCGCAGAGAAAGAACCAGUGAUCACCAUUUUACCCGUCAGCUCUCCAGUGUGGGGCCGUUUCCUUCAUCCGCUGCCCCGCCGGCAUCUGUUCUCUCGUACUCUGUUGCUCCUUCCUCCUCCAUCGGUGCUUCCGCCGCUCAGUCCUCCAGCACCUCCUCGUACCUUGUCACCUCAUCUUCACUGGCUGCUACCACCACCUCCACCCGGCCUCCGUCACCCAGGAUCCUGAGGAGAGCAGGAGGAGGCUGGGACGAGGAGGCCGGGGAACGAUCUGAAAGAGAGGCCGCUCCUUCCAGAGAAGGGCUAAGGGUUCGAUUCUCAGAGGACAAAACAGUCCACACGCACCACUACCAGUCGCAGCACUACCAGCCGACGCAGAAGGAACGGGAAAGGGAGCGGCAGAGGGAACGUUCCCGGGAACGCGAAAGAGAGAGGGAGCGAGAGAUGGAUAGAAUCCAGGGCCAUCAACAACCAUCCACACAGCAAACUCCUCAGCAGCCUCGGAGACCGUCGUUUUUGAGAAUGGAAAGCGAGGCUGGGCCGUACAUCCUCUCCCUGACCCCUCCGUCUCCUCCUAAUGUCAUGCCCACACGCCAAACAGCAGGAGGGGGACCUGUCAGGGAGGGAGGCAGCGGGAUGGGAAUGAUGGUCCUACCUCCUCCGGCUCCCUCAGUGGAUGCAGAUGAUGAGUUUGUGUUUGCUGAACCUCUCCCACCGCCACUGGAAUUUGCCAAUAGCUUUGAUCGUGGAGUAGGUUAUUCCGGGAUGAUGGCUAACAACCUGGCGACUCGACAGCAGCAACAUCACUCGGUUGCUCCCCAUCCUCCACCCCCACCCCCUCCACCUCCUGCAAAAGAAACCUUCAUGACGGGCAUCCCUGCCCACACACCCUUGCCCUCCCCACAGGCCGCUGACUCCACUACCUCCAGUCUUACUUCCUAUGAUAGUGAAGUUGCUAACUUGACUCAGUCUGCCCCAUCGCCUUCUUCUGCGUCUCCCAAUCCUCCCCCACCUCCCUCACCUUCCACUCUGCAACCAUCUGGACCUCCUCCACCUCCAUCUGUGUCGCCUCCUCCUCCACCGUCCUACCACAGACCCUCUGGAUUGUCCCAGUCGCACCAUCUCUAUAACAACACUCCUGCAACCAGACGUGCCCUUUCCCCCACACCUCCACCCUCCUCAAUCCCAGCUCCACCUGCAUACAGGGGUGCUACUUCAACCCCAGCAACAUCUGCCCCUUUGAGGGGCACCUCCGGCCUCUCCAUGACCACAACCUGUGCCGCAGAAACGACCACAGCCACUACAGUUGCCAUAGUUGCUAGCACUGCGGCCGCCGUCAGCUUGCACACCCAGCGCAUCGCAACCGUUUCCACGGUGGCCAUGGGAAGCAGAAGUAGGAGGUCCAGCACCGAGCAUCACCCACCACCCCCCACAACCAGGGUCAAGAGUGGGGAGUCACAGGAGACCGUGGUGGACUCCGGUAUCGAGGAGCUGGACAGCCGGAGCAGCAGCGACCAUCUGGACAGCAUCCUGGCACUUAGUGGUGGCAGCGUCAGAGAAAGGAUGGAGAGAGCAGGAAUGGGUGGUUUCAGUGGAGGAGGAGCAGAAAGUGACCGGAUAAGCGGAGCAGAUUUCCUAGAGUCCUACAUGAGCUAUCUGGACGGACAGACGUUUGAAAUGCACAACACUAAAGCAGCUAGUUCUGCCUCCACGUACCCUAAAACACAGCGAUACCGAGAGGUCAGUCGGGACCUCGCGCGACAGACCAGCACGGCUCCGCCGGCCUAUCACAGGCGUCGUGAGGAGGAAGAGCCGGAGGAAGAAAAUGGAGAGGAAGAGGACACGCGGGAUGGUUACAGCAUGAGGGAAGGACAGGGACUGUCUCGCUCCGCUGUUAUGUACUUUGAUCGGCCCCGGACACCCGAGAUUAAGCCUCUUUGGGGUGAAGGGUUAACUGGGGCGACCCAGGUAGUGGCGGAAAGCGGGGCUCAGGCUAUGGGGACGUAUCUGGACGGACGUAAGGUCCACCCUCCCGUAUCCAGCAUGAAAGCGAGCAUCAUCACUGAACUAAGUACCAAAUUGCAACAGAGGGGCAAGGGAAUGGAGAGCUGGGGGUCACAGCGGUCACUCAGCAGACACAGAUUCUCUGAGGACUCGACGGGUGCCCUCAGCCCCCCAUCGGCGCGCUCUCCCUCUCCGUCUCCUCUGGCUCAACCUGUCCUGUCUCCGUCCCCGACGGCGUCCUCCCAUCCUCCUCUGUACCCAAACUGGGCUCGUUCGCCAUCCCCGCAGCCGCCCGGUGCCUCUUCUCAACCCUCGACUGCAGCCCCUGGCACCACUUCCCGCUCUCAUUCGCCGGUCUCCCCCUCCGCCUACGCUCCCUACCCAACGUCUCCCAAGCAUCGACCAGUUUACCGCUCCAAAGCUCUCGAGUUCCAGUUCAUCCCGAGCAGGGAGACGCGCAAGGCCGAGUCUCAACGCCGCAGAGCUCCGAGUCCCCUCAUCUCGCCGUCGGAGCGCCCCAAAUUGGGUCCACCACGCCCUUCUUCCCUGCCUAUCCUUCCUACAUCGCCGCUCUACAGUAGUCUUUAUGACCUGCGUGGUUCCAUCACUCCUCCCUCACCGGCGAAUCCGCUGGGCGAUGCGUAUUUCUCUCCGUCCCCACCUUUGUUCGCUCCCUCUGGAGCACCGCCGCCUCCCAACUCGUCCCUGGUGGUCUCUCGCUCCCUCUCACCUACCCACUUCCUCUCCGGUACAUCCUCACCACCUUUGCACUCUAUAGCCCCGCCUACUUGUCUAAGCUACCCUCACUUGCCGCCUCCAUCCCCCUCCAAGCCUUUCGCCUCCAAGCCGCUGCCCUAUUGGACCAAGUACGACGUUGCUGAUUGGCUAGCGUACCUAAAUUUAGCCGAGCACAGGGAGCGCUUUCUGGACAACGAGAUCGACGGGACGCACUUGCCCUCGCUUACCAAGGAUGACUACCUAGACCUGGGUGUUACCCGCGUGGGGCACCGUAUGAAUAUAGAGCGGGCACUCCGGAGGGUAAUGGACAGGUGAGAGCGAGAGACUUGGGGAGGACUGUUAGGGAGGCAAAGUAAGUGCUUGUGCAGGAUGAUGAGCAAGAAGUUGGGCAAGGAAUGGGAGAAAGACCUGGGCAAUGAAGAAAUUUAGAGUUUUCCAUUUCCCCAAGACCCACAGACGAGAGGAUCGAAAGUGAAGACGACUGUAGAAAAACGAGCGUUUGUGAACUGUAAGACUAAUCCGUUCCCAAAAAGAAGAGGACAUCACUUGACCAGAGACCUUGUACAAACAGAGGGAAGCCCAAAUGGAGGAAUUAUUUACCCAACCACACCCUUCAACUCACACAAACUCAGAUACAGAUACCACACAGUCAAUUUUAACACGUUCACCACCUCAUACAGUUCAAAUAAAAGCCAACUGUUAGCAAACUGA